Molecule: messenger RNA, 603 nt
Organism: Naegleria fowleri
Lineage: Eukaryota; Heterolobosea; Eutetramitea; Acrasida; Naegleriidae
Exons: 3
Coding region: 1-603 (200 amino acids)
Cellular component (GO): membrane; microtubule; cytoplasm
Molecular function (GO): GTP binding; microtubule binding; GTPase activity
Source: RefSeq, a predicted model, not a curated record
AUGUUGCAAGCUCAACAACCACUACCAUCACCAUCACUUCAUGGUGAUGAGAGCCAGCAAUACAAGGAUCUUCUUCAAAGUCAGAGUAAAAAGUAUCGUGAAAUUAACGACCAACUGUCGAGUGUGUUGAGUCAAUAUGAAGAUCUUCGUCCUCCUAAUAUUGUAGUGAUUGGAGAACAAAGUGCUGGAAAGAGCUCUGUCUUGGAAUAUUUGAGUGGUAUUCGAUUUGUCACUGGGGCUGCUCAACUCGAAAAAGCCAUUGAUGAUUUGACAAAACUCCAUCUUCAGUUUGAAGGAAACAAUAGUUGUAUUUCGAAUCAACUCAUUGAGGUCGAAGUGACUUCUCCACAUGUGCCAGAUCUCACAUUGAUCGAUCUUCAUGGUUUUAUUGCAACCUCAGGUGUUGACAAUCCAACCUUAAAAGAUGACAUUCGACAAUUAGUCAAACAAAAUCUCACCGAUCGAGAUUGUAUCCUGAUUGUGGGUGAAGCAGGUCGAGAUUUACAAACCAUUGUGGGAUUUGAGGAAGCAAGAGAGAAGGAUCCUUCUCAGAAAAGAACAUUGUGUGCCUUCCAAAGGGAUCUAAAGGAAGAAGGGCCUUAA